AGCUGCUUACCGGAAGUGUCCACGGUGUACGUACUUCCUCUCUGCUGUCAUCCCUAGUAGGUUUCCAAACAAUCCUAUUGUUCCGUCUCUCUGUUACUCACUGUGGACACAGCACACUAUAUACGAAAUACAUACUGCUGGGACCAGCUGACCAGCCCGUUGAUCAGCAGAAUGAGCAGUGGAGGAGGGAUAGAGAGUGGGAGGCCCGCCAAGGUCGGCUCCGUGGUGGAGGUCAUCGGGAAGGGCCAGCGUGGCACUGUAGCCUACGUGGGCGCCACCCUCUUCGCCUCGGGGAAAUGGGUGGGCGUCAUCCUGGACGAGGCCAAGGGCAAGAACGACGGCACCGUGCAGGGCAAACGCUACUUCACCUGCGAGGAGAACCACGGGAUCUUUGUCAGACAGUCCCAGAUCCAGCUGGUGGAGGACGGUUCUGCCGCCACGUCACCAGAGACUCCAGACUCUGUCACCUCCAAAAUCCCCCGCCAGAGAGAUAUCCCUGAGACUCCGAGAGCAACCAAACAGACCCCCGUGAGCAUCAAGAAGCCUGCUCCCCGUCGCUCUGCCAAGUUGACCACGCCAGGUCGUCUGGUAUCGGCCACCUCCCUCCCCUCCCUGUCGGUUCGUUCCCUGGGCCGCUCCCCCGCCCGCCCCGUGACCCCUCGUGCGACCUUCUCCUCCUCCUCCUCUCUCCUCAGUGUCAGUGAGGCAGGCCUCUCCUCCUCUCAGGGGGCCCUGGCGGCCCCGGUCGUCCCCCAGCCCAGCGGCUCACCCUCGGCCACAGCCACGCUGGCCCCCGCACCUUCCGGCCCGACCAAGAUGGAGCUGGUCGAGCCCAAGCAGGAGGAAGACUCCCUGCGGGCCCAGGUGAAGGACCUGGAGGAGAAACUGGAGACCCUGAAGAUGAAGCGGGCGGAGGACAAGGUGAAGGUGAAGGAGCUGGAGAAGCACAAGAUCCAGCUGGAACAGCUGCAGGAGUGGAAGACCAAGAUGCAAGAGCAGCAGCUGGACCUCCAGAAGCAGCUCAAGGAGGCCAAGAAGGAAGCGCGGGAGGCGGUGGAGGGCAAGGAGCGCUACAUGGAGGAGAUGUCUGACACGGCGGACGCCAUCGAGAUGGCCACCCUGGACAAGGAGAUGGCGGAGGAGCGGGCGGAGUCGCUGCAGGUGGAGGUGGACUCCCUGAAGGAGAAGAUGGAGGAGCUGUCUAUGGACCUGGAGAUCCUCAAGCACGAGAUUGAGGAGAAAGGCUCAGACGGAGCCGCCUCCAGCUACCACGUCAGACAGCUGGAGGAGCAGAACGGCCGCCUGAAGGAGGCUCUGGUCAGGAUGCGGGACCUGUCGUCGUCAGAGAAGCAGGAGCAUGUGAAGCUGCAGAAGCAGAUGGAGAAGAAGAGCACAGAGCUGGAGACCCUGAGGGGCCAGAAGGAGAAGCUGCUGGCCGAGACCAAGGUGGCUGAGGCCACCAUCGACGAGCUGAAGGAGCAGGUGGAUGCGGCCCUGGGUGCGGAGGAGAUGGUGGAGACUCUUACAGAGAGGAACCUGGAUCUGGAGGAGAAAGUGCGGGAGCUGCGUGAGACGGUCGUUGAUCUGGAGGCAAUCAACGAGAUGAACGACGAGCUGCAGGAGAACGCGCGGGAGACGGAGAUGGAGCUGCGGGAGCAGGUGGACCUGAGCGGGGCCAAGGUGCGAGAGGCCGGCCAGAGGGUGGAGGCCUCUCAGGAGACACUGGCGGACUACCAGCAGACCAUCAGCAAGUACAGGGAGCUCACCGCCAGCCUGCAGGAGACCAACAGGGAGCUGACCAACGCCCAGAACACCAGCGCCGAGCAGAUCCAGGCCCCCACCGAGCUCUUCGACUUCAAGAUUAAGUUUGCCGAGACCAAAGCCUACGCAAAGGCCAUCGAGAUGGAGUUGAGGAAGAUGGAGGUGGGCCAGGCCAACCGACAGGUGUCCCUGCUCACCUCCUUCAUGCCAGACUCCUUCCUCCGCCACGGGGGAGACCACGACUGCCUCCUGGUUCUGCUGCUCAUCCCCAGGCUCAUCUGCAAGGCGGAGCUGAUCAGCAAGCAGGCCCAGGAGAAGUUUGACCUGAACGGCAACGUGCUGAAGGGGCCUGAGAUGCGGGGCCCUCCGGGGGAGCAGCUGAGCUUCGCCUCGGGCCUGGUCUACUCCCUGACCCUGCUGCAGUCCACCCUGCACAAAUACGAACAGGCUCUGGGUGGCUGCAGCGUUGAGGUGUUCAAGCUGAUGGGCACGCUGUACUCUGAGAUGAGCGUGCACGAGCGCUCCCUCGACUACUUCAUCGACCUGCUGCACAAGGACCAGCUGGACGAGACCGUGCAGACCGAGCCUCUCACCAGGGCCAUCAAGUACUACCAGCACCUGUACAGCAUCCACCUGUCACAGCAACCUGAGGACUGUACCGUGCAGCUCGCCGACCACAUCAAGUUCACCACAGUGGCUCUGGACUGCAUGGGGGCCGAGGUGUCCCGUCUGAGGGCCUUCCUGUCCGCCGGCCAGGAGACCUCCGCCCUGGCCGUGCUACUGAAGGACCUGGACACCUCAUGCUCCGACAUCCGCCAGUUCUGCAAGAAGAUCCGCCGCCGCAUGCCAGGCACCGAAGUCCCGGGAGCGCCCGCCGCUCUCACCUUCGCCGCCUCGGUGGCGGAGACACUGGCGGAGUGCAGGCGUCAGCUGACCCGGGUGGUGGCCGUGCUGCAGGAGCUGGCGGCGGCCGGGGCCCAGAUGAUGGCGCCACUGGCGGAGCAGGACGGGCUCCAGGCCCUGCGGCUGGAGGACGUGGCCUUCAAGGCCGUGGAGAAGGUAUACGGCCCGCAGGACCUGAACCCCCAGGACUGUCUGCAUCAGUCCUGCUGCGCCGUCAUCGCCACCAUGAACAAGAUGGCCACCGCCAUGCAGGAGGGAGAGUACGACGCCGAGAAGCCCCAGGGCAAGGUGCCCCCUGUGGAGGCGCGGGCUGCGGCGGUGCGGGCCGAGAUGACUGAUGCAGAGGGUCUGGGGGUCAAGCUGGAAGACAGAGAGACCAUCAUCAAGGAGCUGAAGAAGUCUCUGAAGAUCAAGGGGGAGGAGCUGAGCGAGGCCAGCGUGCGCCUCAGCCUCCUGGAGAAGAAGCUGGACACCUCCACCAGGGACGCGGACGAGCGGGUGGAGCGCAUCCAGACCAAGCUAGACGACACCCACAGCCUGCUGAAGAAGAAGGAGAAGGAGUUUGAGGAGACCAUGGACGCCCUCCAGGCUGACAUCGACCAGUUGGAGGCGGAGAAGGCGGAGCUGAAGCAGCGACUCAAUAACCAAUCAAAGAUGACCAUAGAGGGGCUCCGAGGUCAGCAGGCGGCGUCUGGGAUCGCCUCCAUUGUGCAGGGUGCGGCCGUACCAGCCGGCAUGGCCCCGGCCGUGGCGGGCCCCAUGCAGGUGGUGGACUCCCCUCUUCUGCGGCAGCAGGUGGAUGCCCAGCGGCUGGGCAUGAGGCACCUGAAGAAUGAGAACAUCAGACUCAAGGCGGAGAAGAUGAGAGCGCAGCUGGCGUCCCUGGCCCCGCUCUGCCCUCCGAGGCUGCCUCAGAUUACCAGCGAGGGCUCCACCUCCACAGAGAGCCUCAACACCGCCAUCUACCGGCGCACCGACCAACUGCAGGCCACAUUACUCAAGCUCAGCUCCCAGGUCAAGGUGGUGGACAUCACCGGGAAGACGCCAGUCAGUGCCAGCGCCCAGCUGCUGGAGCAGACGGCUCGGCUCAAGAGUUUCAGUGAUGCCGUGGACAGACUCAAGGGCGAGGUAGCGGAACACGUGGUUUCACACCAGCCAGGAGCCAAGGUCGCCUCAGACUUCUCCACCUUUCCCGUCUCCUCCUUCACCAAGGCCCGGGAGGAGAGGCAGGAGGGGGCGGUGUUGGUGGGCCGCGUGGCCAUCCCCUGCCCCCGGGGCCAGGAGCAGACCCACCGCCUCGUCCUGUCGCAGCUCCAGCUGCAGCAGGUGCACCGCCUGCUCAUGGUCUGACGGGGACGGAGCCCUUCGUCCAGCCCCCUUUCCCGAGGGGGCCCGCCCGCUGCGAUGCGCCUGCCUGCGUUCCCCCUCUACGCUCUUCAUGAAGUCGUCUCGGGAAAGGGGGCCCAUAGUCGCAUUAUGCUAGCGUGACGCCAAAGGGACACUUGAUCGUGUUCUGGACCAGCAGUGGUAAAUAUCAGUGUAAUCUCAGUAUAGCAGGGUUUAAAAUUGGGAAAGCAAAUAGAGAAUGAAUUGACUGAGAAAGAGAUUUGCUGUAGUAAAAUCGUUAAAUUAAUACUUUGUCACCAACACUACCUUUUUGUAUUCACAUUGAUUCAUCACAUAACCCUUUCUGAUAUGCAUGUUAUAUUCCACUAGAUUGAGUAGUUGGACUGUCAGAUUUCUCGGACUCGUGUGCCGUUGUCUGUAAUCCUACAUGAAGCUUUCCUUCCAGACGCUUCUUACGUAUUGUCAUUUUCCACGUCGUAUACUCAUCUUAUUCUGCUCUUUACCGUUAGUAUAGUUGUAACCUUUUCCAAGUUGAAAUAAAAAUCUUUGCAACUCU
Messenger RNA from Gadus macrocephalus (Pacific cod), 4567 nucleotides. RefSeq names its product dynactin 1a (gene dctn1a). Gene Ontology annotation, biological process: nuclear migration; establishment of mitotic spindle orientation. Gene Ontology annotation, cellular component: axon; microtubule associated complex; spindle pole. The coding region runs from base 172 to 4014 and encodes 1280 amino acids. Lineage: Eukaryota; Metazoa; Chordata; Actinopteri; Gadiformes; Gadidae. The record is from RefSeq and is a predicted model, not a curated record. The transcript is spliced from 32 exons.